AUGGAUGUGAUAGGGCCCAUAAGACCAAAAGCUUCAAACGGGCAUCGAUUCAUUUUAGUGGUAAUUAACUACUUCACAAAGUGGGUAAAGAUAGCUUCAUAUGCUAAUGUGACAAGAAUGGUGGUUUGCAAGUUCAUCAAGAAAGAGAUCAUAUGUCAAUAUAGCUUUCCAAAAAGGAUCAUUUCGGAUAAUGCUCUUAAUUUGAAUAAUAAAAUGAUGACUGAAGACUAUUUCGGCCAUUGGUGCACAGUGGUGACCGGUCGAAAACUAAGCUCCAAGGCCACCGACAUAGGAGCUAGGUUUUUUAAAGAGAGGAGCUCUGGAGAGGCUCAAGGUAUGGCUGAUGCCUUGGCAAAGGCAGGGUACAGUGGAUAA
Molecule: messenger RNA, 375 nt
Organism: Durio zibethinus
Lineage: Eukaryota; Viridiplantae; Streptophyta; Magnoliopsida; Malvales; Malvaceae
Source: RefSeq, a predicted model, not a curated record